AGAAAUGCAUCAUUGUUAGUCUUUUAUAUCACAAAUAUCAGAUAAUUAAACCGCUUUACGGGUCCGUUUUACAGCAGAACACUGCUAGGUUACGGUUCUGUUGGCGCUUUGCUCUUCAUUUUCCAUGAUAUGGAAAACUAGGAAACUGCUAACAAACUAGCCGGAGGAUUUAGCGCCCCCAGAACUACGUUUCCCAUGAGCGAGUGCGUCAAACGUGUUUUUGUAGGAAGUGCCGCUGUCAGAGCAUUAGUGUGUCAUCCGGUUGAGGAGUGGAGGACUGAGAGCAAGCUUUCGGCAGCAGACAGAGUUAUAUCAGUGCACCCACAGUGUAGGCUGCAUACGGACGAAACUGCGACCGAAUGAAACCGAAAGCGACUUAAAUAAGGCAGCCAGUGUAGUGUGUCACCUCUCCACGCUAGGCCAUGAAUAAACAGCCGAGCAAGGAGAGUCUUAGGGACAAGGUGAAGGGGAUCUUUGGGCUGGGAACAGCGAGGCCGCCAAAUAAACAGACCGACACCAAACCCUCAGAGUUCAUCAUCACAGCUGACAUUAUCAAGGAGCUGCAGCCAGACUGUGGCCUGAGCAACCGCAUUCGCAUGAUGAACCACAUCUGCGAUCUGGCCAAGAGUAAAAAAUUUGAGGACAAUGCUGUGGAGGCUGUGUGGAAAGCUGUGGAGGACAUGCUGGCUCCAGAGCAGCCACCAGAGUCCAGACAUGCUGUCCUACAGCUACUUCGAGCCAUCAUACAGGGACAGGGAGAGCGGCUCGGUCCUCUGAGAGCCUACUUUUUCAAGGUGGUCAGGGACUACCAACCGUCCAACGAAGACCUCUCAGACAGACUAGAAGUGUUUAAGGCCUUGACAGAAAACGGGAAGGACAUCACAUACCUGGAGGAGGAUAUAGCACGAUUUGUCCUCCUGUGGAUGGACAUAGGCCUUACCUCAGAUUUUCUCCACGUUUUGGUAAAUUUAGUGAAGUUCAACAGCUGCUACCUGGACCAGAACGUCUCCCUCAUGGUCCAGAAUAUCUGUCUGUUGUGUAACAGAACAACUUCCUCAACAGACAUUGAGGUGGCUCUACAAGUGCUGGAUGCGGUAGUGUGCUAUAACUGCCUGCCCUCAGAGUCUCUCACCGUCUUCAUCAUCACACUCUGUCGGACCGUCAACGUCAAGGAGUUUUGUGAAUCCUGCUGGAAGCUGAUGAGGAAGGUGUUGGGGACUCACCUCGGCCACAGUGCUAUUUACACCAUGUGCCGCAUCAUGGAGGAGAGGAUGUACAUGGAGGACGCACCAUUGUUAAGAGGAGCAGUAUUCUUUGUAGGAAUGGCACUUUGGGGUGCGCACAGACUCCCCGCGCUCAAAAACACACCAACACUUGUUCUGCCAUCUUUUUACAAGGCCAUGUCAAGUGCCAAUGAAGUGGUCUCCUAUGAAAUCGUCCUCUCCAUCACAAGACUGAUCAAGAAGUACGGCAAAGAGCUGCAGGUGGUCACUUGGGACAUCCUGCUGGGCAUCAUAGAGCGACUGCUGCAGCAGAUCCAGACGAUAGGCAGUGCGGAGUUGAAGGCCAUCGUGUACGAGCUGCUGACCACAGUGGAAGAGCUUUAUGAGCAGAACGGUUACCACGGCUCCACAGAGAAGUUCUUCAGUCUAGUCGAGAAAUGUGCUGAUAAGAGACCUGAUGCGUCAGUGCUGACCCUCAUCUCGUACAGGGCCCAGUCUAUCCAGCCCGCUAAGGACGGCUGGAUCCAGAGUCUCUACCGUCUUAUGGAGAAAUUCUUCAGGAAUGAGAAUCGCAGUGUGAUUAGGAUCAAAGUUCUUCAUAUCCUCUCCUUUGUCCUCAGCACCAACCGACAGCUCUAUGAGGAUGAGUUAAUUGAAACGGUGGUGAUCCCUCAGCUCGGUGGGAUAGCUGAAGACCGGGAUCUGGCUGUCAGGAAACAGGCCACCCAGCUGCUGGUGGACCUCGCUGAGGGCUGCAACACACACCACUUCACCAGCCUGCUGGACAUCAUAGAACGUGUGGCCAGCCGCUCUCUGGUGUGUUCGGGGCCCCUGGAAGUUUCUGAGAGAGACCCCAUGGCAGAGUCUCCUAUGGAGGAUGUCAGGACCGCCAUACUGGGCCUGCUGGAAAUCCUGCAGAGCAAAUUGUACAGCCAACCAGCUAGCCACGCCAGUCGUGUUUACGAGUUGCUUAUCAGCCACCUGCAGCUUCACUACAAGAACAAGUACUGUUCAGCCAUCGCUUCCAGUAUUAGACUACAGGUGUUUGACUUCUUCCUAAUGAUGCGCGCAGAUUCUCUUCACCGUCUUGGGGUUCCUAACAAAGAUGGCGCCAUGAGAUUCAGCCCUUACUGCUACUGUGACACAGGCGAACCAGAGAAGCGUGUCACUGAAAAGAAACCAACAGGCUCGACGUCUCCUCCUGCUGGCAGUCCUGUCCCCCCUGCAGCUCCUCCCGCAUCAGCAGCCUCGAUACGCUCGGCCUACCUUCCCUACGCACCUGCCUUCAGUGUCCUUCUGCAGUGCCUCAAGAUGGAGACAGAUUGGAAGGUUCUGAAGCUUGUCCUUGACAAGCUGCCGUGGACACUACAAUACAAAGUCUUGCUGCUCACGUCACAGUGCAGCUUAGACCAACUGUGCUCUACACUCUGCUGCAUGGUCACGGAUCGUCUUAUCUCGGAGCGUUUGAAGAAAACACCAGAAGGGUUCUCCCGCACGGACGUUCAGCUGGCAGUGGUCCCCGUCCUUAAGGCGAUUACCUCCUACCAUAAUUACCUGGAGCAGUCGAGACAGAGAGAGCUGGUUCAGUGCCUCGAGACGGGUCUCAUUUACCGCUGUGCCAAGCAGUGUGUGGUGGCACUCACCAUGUGCACGGUGGAGAUGCCUGAUAUCAUGAUCAAGCUGCUCCCCGCUCUCAUCGUCAAGCUCACCCACAUCUCUGCUACAGUUGCCAUGGCAUCACCUAUGCUUGAGUUUCUCUCCACUCUGGUGCGCCUCCCCCAUCUUUAUGCCAACUUUGUAGCUGAGCAGUAUGUGAGCGUGUUUGCCAUCUCGCUACCCUACACUAAUCCCUCUAAGUUCAAUCAGUACAUCGUGUCCCUGGCCCACCAUGUCAUAGCUAUGUGGUUCAUACGCUGCAGACUCCCAUUCCGCAAGGACUUUGUCCAGUAUAUCACAAAGGGUUUGCGUUCCAACGCCCUGCUUCCGUUCGAUGACAGCCACGAGCAAAGCCCGUUUCGCGCCCGAAGCACCAGCCUCAACGAAAGGCCCAAGAGUCUGCGGGCGGCAAAAGUGGCAAAGGCAGCAGCAGCGGUAGCCAAUAGCAGCAGCUCUCCAGUUAAAGAGCUGAGGGACCUAUCAGCUAUGGACGCUUUCCGCUCCCGCAGCAUCAGUGUCUCCGAACAUGCGGUCCGCAGGAUGCAGACCUCAACCACCACCUGCAGUCUGGGCUCUGCAGAUGAAAAUGCAGUAACUCAGGCAGACGAGGGGCUGAAGACUGUCCACCUGGAGCUCACGGAGACAUGCCUGGACAUGAUGGCACGAUAUGUCUUUUCUAACUUCUCUGCGCUGCCAAAGAGGUCCCCCAUCGCCGAGUUCCUGUUGGCAGGCGGUCGCAGUUUGACGUGGCUGGUGGGCAACAAGCUGGUGACCAUAACUACGAGCGGAGGAGUCCGAACACAAGCACUACUGGGCCUGGAUAUGUCUGAGCGUCUGGGAGGAGGCGGGGAAAUGACCAGGUCGGAUCCGUCACUGCACACCAGAAUGACCAAAGAGGCUCCAGCCAAACUGGAGUCACAGUCAAGUCAGCAGCACAGCAGGGCCACACGUAUACGAGUCCGCUCCAUGUCAGGUGGCCACGCUCUCCGUGCUGGUCCUGCUCAGAGUCUAAGUCCUCUGGUGUCCCCUUCGGAGGGCGAGUUAGCUGCUCCGUUGUCUCCCUCCUCUGGUCCUGCCCUGGAUAGUUUGGGCCCUCCCUCCUCCAACUCUGCCACUGCAUCUGCUCCUCCGCCUCUCAAAGACAACCCCAGCCUGGCUGAGUUUGUCCCCAUGCUCACACAGGGGUGGGCAGAGAUCUUCAUACGGAGGCCAUCAGGCAACACGAGCUGGUUGAUGUGUUUGGAGAAUCCGCCCAGCCCCUUCUCCUCUGAGCUUGGUAACAUGCCGCUUCAGGAGCUCUCUAGUGUCUUAAUGGCAAUGGAAGGAUUGAAAGAGCCUCCUAGUCAGACGGCCAGCGCUCCCGCCAGCACAGCUGCACCCCCGCCUGUCCCCGAGCCCCUACCCCAAACACAUAGCAAUGUGGGGGGAAAGGCAAACCUGAUCCAACGCUCCAAUACUGUGGGUGACUCUCUCUGGUCUCUGGGUCUGGGCACUGCCCCCCCAGGCCCCCCGGCCCCUGGCAGGUUGCACAGGAGCAUUUCCUGGGCAGACUCUGUGGUGGUGCUGGAGGAGGGGUCGGGGGUCACCGCUGCACACACCCCUCCUGACUGGCUGGAGAGUGAAGAGUUUGAGCCAAUGCCCUCUGAUCCCAUCUUCAUGUCUGCUGACAAGUUCACAAAGACCCCGCCGCCGGGGACACUCAGCAGGUCAUCCUCCACCUCCAGUCAAGAUGAUGAAAAGUCGACUCUGGAAGAAGUGAGCGAGGGAGCGAUUCCCAUUGAUCAGCCCACGCUGGGUCCGUCCACCCCCGGCAGCCAGGGUCCCGACCUUCUCUUCCAGAGCCACACUCAGUCCCAGAGCCACGGGCUUAACAAGUCCAGCUCAUCUCCGGAGCUCCAAACAUUACCUGAAGCCUUCACCAAAGCUGCCAUGGAGUCAGAGAACGAUUUGGAAGACACACCUCGACCCAGAGCUCCCUCGGAUGGUAAACCUCAACCCCAGCAGCCUCAUUUUGAAAAAGACAAAGUGGAAGGAGGCACGGGAGGGGACAUUAAUGGACAGGGCAGUCAAAGUCUAGGAGCUGAAGGCCUGGGUGUAGCGCCGUCUCAGAGCGGAGGAGCAGUGUUGAGGCUGGCUUUUCCAGCAGCUCCAGCGCAACCUGGACCCAUCUCCCCCAGCGGAGGCCACCGGCCACGGGGACACACCAUUUCCGUGUCAGCGCCCUCCUCCAGGAGGGAGAGGAGGACAGAGAGGGACUCCUACCACAGUCGACCUGGACCCAGCAACACAGAGAAAAUCUCUGGACUCAGUCCCAGCUUUGUCUUCCUUCAGCUGUACCACUCUCCUUUCUUUGGGAAUGAAGCCAACAAGCCGCUGCUGCUGCCCAAAACCCAGGUGAUAGAUCGUGCUGUGAAGGUUCUGGACCAGAUGCCUCCUUAUGACACCCAUAAGAUCGGAGUGGUGUUUGUUGGAGCCGGUCAGGUUAACAAUGAGGUUGCCAUCCUGUCGAAUGAGUAUGGUUCGAACAGGUACGCUGCCUUCCUCACAGGCCUUGGGAAGUUGAUCCACCUGAAAGACUGCGACCCCGACCAGAUCUUCCUGGGAGGGCUUGACCAGUACGGAGAUGACGGCGAGUUCACUUACUGCUGGCACGACGACAUCAUGCAGGCUAUCUUUCACAUUGCCACGCUGAUGCCCAACAGAGAGAGCGACAAGGGCUGCUGCAACAAAAAACGACAUAUUGGCAACGAUUUUGUCAUGGUGGUGUACAACGACUCUGGAGAGGAGUACAAACUGGGCACAAUCAAGGGUCAAUUUAACUUUGUGGAAGUCAUUAUAAAACCACUGGAUUAUGAAUGUAACCUUGUCACUCUCCAGUGCCGCAAAGACCUUGAAGGGUUAGUAGACACAACGGUGGCGAAAAUAGUUUCAGACCGCAACCUUCCUCUCUUAGUCAGACAGAUGGCUCUGCAUGCAAAUAUGGCCUCUUUGGUGCAUCAGUACCGAGCAAACCCCUCAGAUGCGUACGCCUCUAAAUGGCUAGCAAGGUUGCGACACAUUAAGAGGAUCAGGACCAGAGCUCAAGAAGACAUUCAGUCCCGCUCGACUCCCGGCAUCUCGCUGACCCAAGGACACACUCAGCAGAGCAAGUCUUUUCAGCAGAGCACUCCAGCACCGAACCCCGAAGCCUCCGGGCAGAGGAAAAGACUUGUAUCAACAGUGGAUGACUUCACGGAUUUUGUUUGAUUACAUCUUUUGUCCUGGCAGAUACUCACAUGCACAACGGCAAGCAGCGUGUGUUUGUGUGUAAAUUUGUGUAUGGAAUAAAAAGUGACCAUGAAAAAGGUU
Molecule: messenger RNA, 6227 nt
Organism: Mugil cephalus (flathead mullet)
Lineage: Eukaryota; Metazoa; Chordata; Actinopteri; Mugiliformes; Mugilidae
Gene: tsc2
Product: TSC complex subunit 2
Exons: 42
Coding region: 423-6125 (1900 amino acids)
Biological process (GO): regulation of small GTPase mediated signal transduction; positive regulation of GTPase activity; negative regulation of Wnt signaling pathway
Cellular component (GO): TSC1-TSC2 complex; nucleus; cytoplasm
Molecular function (GO): GTPase activator activity
Source: RefSeq, a predicted model, not a curated record